GCUACUGUGUUAAAUUUAAUAUAUGUUAAAAGCCACAAAAUAUAAGUUCAAAGUUUCAUAUACAAACUUCAUGUUCUGUUCUUUGUAUAAAUUCACAAUUAAAAAAAUUUAGAAAUCGUAAAAAGGGAUACUUCUCAUGUACAACAAAGGACUGAUCUCAUUGAUAUGGACUCUUCCUCUAGUGGUACAGAUUACAACUCAUCCAUUUCUUCUUACCCUUUUCAACUCUUGUACCAGAGUCCCUAUAAAUUCCCUGUGGGAGCACAUUCAAAAUAUUGGGGGUCUUCCUUUAUGUUCCUUGACAUUAUAUAGGUACCAGUGGAGCACUGGGAUUGUCCAUUUGUUAUUCCUUCCUCUUGCUGCAUGACCAGCAGUGUGGUAUACUGAAGGAGCAAUGGAUUUAGAGUCAGAGGAUCUAGGCUCCUGACUCUGACUCUUCUAUUUACUAUUCAUGUGAUUUUGGGCAAGUUAUUUCACCACUCUAGGCCUUGGUUUUCUCACUGUAAAAUAAAGUUGGACUUGACAACCUUUAAAUUACCUUGACUUAUAAAUACACCUUUUCAGACAUAUAUUUAAUACCUUUUAUGUUAUGUAAUUCAUCACAAGUAACAUGCUGACAUGUUCAGGCCCUUUAUGCAUAAAUAAUAGAAGAAAUGUGUGAUUGCAAAGGAUGUGGGCAGAUCAUGUAGUUGGAACAAGGGACAUAAUGGACUGCAUUGGGGCACCAAUUAAAUGUAAAAAAAAAGAAAAAAGAAAAAAAGCUUUGGGAAAAGCCUCCAGAAUAUUGAGCAUCAGAUUCACCAUGGACAAGUAUUAUACAUAAGAUCUGGGCUGAUUUUUAUCUGUACUGACGGAAGGAAUUACGGAUCCAUCAUAACACUAAAGUAUAUGGUAUGUUAAAUCUUUUGUGUGUUACUGAAAGCUCAGAACCCUGUAUUCAGUCAUACACAAGGGGGACAAAUUUGUAACCUUGUCUAGGUUUUAAAAAUCAACGGUUCUCGCUCAGCCACUGUAUGAUGGAAGAAUGGAAGUAGUCAAAGAUUCUAACCUUUCAAGCCUGGUAAGAUAGGUAGUAUCAGAAAUGAGAUUUGAACUCCAGAGCCAAUUCUCCCUCACCUCCCCCCCCCCCAAUAUAACACUGCUUUCCAAUUAAUUAGCCCUAGUGAUUGUUUCCUAGUUUAUAAAAAUGAGUCUAGAUUAUUUCAAACAUCCCUUUCAGUUAUAACUGUGUUUUAAGGUCCAUUCCAGCUCUUGCAUUCUGUGUUCACAAGUUCCUUCCAACCUUAAACCUUAUGAUUCUGUGCCUGUCUCCCAGAGGCUCCAAGUGUGUCACUGUCACACAAGGGAGCCAGCCGACUACUCCUCUGGCUUUAAAAAUACCAGACACACUCCCGUUUUCCUAGAGAGAUCGUGGGAGAUUCUCCAGGGCAUAGGCUUAAAUGACCUGGUUUCCCACUCCCUUGUGGUUCUGUAAGAUCUUCCUCCUGGGUGAUCUCUCCAGGAGUGGGUGAGGUACAGUUCUGACUCCAGCGUGGGGUUGUGGGCCGGUGCCUUCUCCUACCGGCUUCAGCCAUAGGAAGCUCCUGGUGCUCGGAGGGAGCUACCUGGAGUGGGGUUUAGGGGAUCACGGGAGUGUUGUGGCCAGUGCAAGCACAAGUGGGGUGUGACUAGCACUUCCCAGGGAAAGAUCUGUUUCCAGAGAAAGCCAGAAAUUGAGGAUUUCGGACUCCUGCCUAUAUGUCUCUAACUUUACAGUAUUAAUUCCUGGAGGGCGGUGCCCAUUUCUUCCAUUUCUUUUGUAGCUCCCUCCAUGAAUGAAGCAUGAGAAUCGCAGCCCAGAAGAGAGAUCUGAAUUCGAGUUGCCUUGAACUGCGUGUACCCUAGUUUGGGAGAAGCGCCGGACUCGGGAGUUCAAGAAGCCCAGGUUCAGAUCCCUCCUAAUCAUGCUGGUUCCAGGUUCUGCCGGGGCGAAGUCGCCAACCUUUCGGAAGCUAAGCCUGCUCCUCGGUAAAACAGGGUUGGCUCAUCCCGCCCGCUCCCCGGGGCGGUUCGGAGGAGAGCGCUGCCUCAGUGAGCCAUGAACUCUCUUCCUCUUUCCUGCAGCCGAUGCGCCCCCUCCGCCCAGCCGCACCAGCCGGGGAGGGGGGCGGGGUCACUCGGGUCCAAAACAAGUUCCCGGAGGUGCCGCGGCGGGCGCGCGGACAGGUGGGGGGCGGGGCCCCCGUGCGGGGGCGGGGCCGGAAGCUUUAAAGAGACCGCGGGCGGUGACCCGGGAGCCAGAAUCACCGGAGGGGCAGCGGCGGCAGGGGUGGUAGCGGUGGCGGCCGCGACAUCAACGCCGACCUCAGCCACAGCGUCGGCAUCAUGUCCCUGUCGGCUGGGGGCCGGGGCCUGGGGGCCGCGUGGUCCCCGACGCACGUGCAGGUGACGGUGCUCCAGGCCCGGGGUCUGCGGGCCAAGGGCCCCGGCGGCACCAGCGACGCGUACGCGCUGAUCCAGGUGGGCAAGGAGAAGUACGCGACCUCGGUGUCGGAGCGCUGCCUGGGCGCGCCAGUGUGGCGGGAGGAGGCCACCUUCGAGCUGCCGCCGCUGGGGCUGCCCGCCGUGCCCGGAAACGCCGCCACCUUGCAGCUCACCGUGCUACACCGCGCCCUGCUCGGCCUCGACAAGUUCCUCGGCCGAGCCGAAGUGGACCUCCGCGAGCUGCACCGCGACCAGGGCCGACGGAAAACUCAGUGGUAUACUCUGAAAUCAAAACCAGGGAAGAGGGAGAAAGAGCGAGGGGAGAUUGAAGUGGAAAUCCAGUUUAUGAGGAAUAAUAUGACUGCCAGCAUGUUCGACCUGUCAAUGAAGGAUAAGUCCCGGAAUCCAUUUGGGAAACUGAGAGACAAAAUAAAAGGAAAGCGGCAUGAAGAGCCUUCUGACACUGCCUCGGCCAUCGUCCCUAGCACGGUGCACACAAUAGACAGUGAUGAUGACUCUCCUACAAAAGACAAGAAGAAGAAAUCAAAGAUCAAAACCUUAUUUUCUAGGUCUGGUUUGCAGAAAACACCCCUUUCCCAGUCCAUGUCUGUCCUUCCUACAGCUAAGCCUGAGAAAUUGACACUCCACCCAGGAGACUUCCAGUCCCAAUGGGAAGAUGAUAUGGAGGACGAAUCCUCUUCACCCUCCAACAGCAUGUCUCACAGGAGAACAGCAAGUGCAGAUAUCAAACAGCUAAGUCAGAUAAACUUGACCCUUCCUAAGAAAGAAGGAUUGUCCUUUUUUGGUGGCCUUCGGUCUAAGAAUGACCAGCUCUCCCGAUCUAAUGUGUGUAUCAAUGGGAAUCACAUUUACGUAGAGCAGCCGGAACCCAAACAUGAGGCUGUGACAAAGGACAGCACCCCAUCUUCCUCUCCAUCUCCUCAAGGCUUUAGGAAGAAGCAUUUAUUUUCAUCUACAGAAAAUCUGUCUUCCAGACCUUCUAAGGAAUUGGGGGAGUCAGGGAGGAUGUCUCCAGACUGGCAACUCUCUGGGUCUCUCCCAAAAGAUUCUUUGAAGUCUCUGACUUUGCCAUCCUACAGACCAAUUGUUACUGGAGAUGUGAAUGUGGCCCCUGUGAAUACAGACACUGAGAAGGAAAGUAAGGAGAACAAGAAGCAGGAGAACAGGAAGUCCUCUCUGUUGUCUUUGGUCACAGGAAAAAAGGAUGCUCUGAAGAACAGUGAAGCCGAAAGCAGCACUCCUAGUGUCUUGGUGAAGGAGAAAGAAAUCACUCCUAGGGAAGCCACGGCAAAGGAAAAAGAGGCAGGACUUGUUGAAAUUCCAGUGAAAGACCUUGACGAGAAGCCUGAAGAAGACUUGUCAGCCUCUGUCUCCAGACAGAGCAAAUCCCCAAGUCUCACUGAGGAGAUGCCCGGGAUGCAAUCUGGUGCAGAGCCUGAGCCCGAGCUCAAGCCGGAGCCUAAGCCCAGGCCACCAGCUCUUUCUGCAAGGGGGCCCCAAACCAAAGCUGUCAAACCCAGACUGGGAGUGUCUCCAGAGGCUCAAACCAAAGCCAAGCUUCCUUCUUCUCUUUGUGCUUCUUCUCUUCUCCUUUCUGCCACCACUUCUGGUUCUAGCCUUGAUUCCCUACCUUCUAAAGUGGAGCAGGAGACAGAGACAGAAUCCUCAAAAAGCCUUUCUGUCCUUUCCUCUUUCUCACCCCCCACCAUAGGUCCUGUUUCUACCUCUACUCCAAUUGAAAACUGGCCUUUUUCUCAAGAGAGCCAGGCCAGUUCUGAAGGACCUUCUUUCCUUCUUGCAGUGAAAUCUCAAAAAGAGGGUUCAAUUCGAGUUUCAAAUGCUUCUUUUGGUUCCCCGAAAUCACUUGAUAAGCAUUCUCCAUCACGUGAAGGACAUGUCUCUAUAGAAGAGACUGGGGAGGUAGAUGUAGGAAAGAGUAAGGGGAACAGGGAAUCCUCAGGUCCCUCCCUGGAGAUACUGGAAAAUUCAGAUGACAAGCAUGUCACAAAAGAACAGAGAGAAAAGGUCCCAACAUUUCCCCAGGUUAGCGCACCAGAAUAUCUCCUUCCCUCUAAAGACCCCCAACUAAAUAGUACUCUCCUUCAAGAUAGAAGUGGGAGUGGAAGAUGCUGGAUGAAAGGAAGUAAAGAACUUACAUCUUUGUGUGGGUCGUCUUUGGAAGACCAAAUCAGUGAUGAUGGAGUGGUUUCUGCUAAUGAAGGAACUGAGUUGCCUCGUAAAAUGGAAGAUUUGGCCACACCAUUUGACUCUAUGGUUGGAAAAAGCAACUUAACUGGCCUGCAUGAUAGAGUGGGCUGCAAGAAGAUCAAGAAGCAUGUGUCUUUUUCUGAGGAGCUUUUUCCAGAAGAGGAGGUAGAAAAGGAGAAAAACAAGUCUCUAGACCUGAAGUCUAAAGGUGUAGUGAAUGAUACAUUAUCUGACAGAGAACCAGAGGAAAUUAGGAAGAAAAAGAUGACAACUGAACUGAACAGUCUUUCUUCCCCACUAAAGUCAGGAGCCAGGGCUGUUUCUGGACUCAGUCAUGAUGAGCCAGCUUCCAUAACUGAAAUCUUUCUCUCCUCUGCUCCACUUGUUGGUAGUGUGUUGAUGCCUGAAUCUCAUGGGAAGCGUUCUUCAGAAGAUCUAGUGAAGGAAUCCAGUUCAGAAAAGGCCACUCCAUCAUUCAGGAUUGAGCGAUAUGAAAAUUAUAGUGAGAAUUAUCAGAGCAAAGCCAGCGAUCACGAAGGUCUGCUGUCCGACCCCUUGAGAAGUCUUGACUUGGUUUCAGAUCUCAUAUCUCCAGUUAUGGGGGAUCUGAACCUGACACUUCCUUCUAUUCCAGAAGUAACAUCAGAUGAUGAGAGAGUAGAGCAGUUGGAAGAUGUCAGAAUGACUCCAACCACAAAGAAUCAUCUGGAAAAGGAAACACCAUUUUUCAGCUCAUCAGCCAGCUCUUCUGAGGAGGAAAACCUGAGCCUAUCAGUGGGACAGAGCCCUGAUGCAGGGGUAUCCACAUUGUUUCAAGAGGAAGAAAAUGCCCUCCAAGUGGAAAAACCUGAAGAUUUUAACUUCUCCAUGUUGUCUUCCAAGCAGACCACAGCCCUGGGUGUUUGCAAACUGCACCAUGGGGAAAGCUUAGGUUUAGAUAAAGACAUCCCAAUCCCUGAGAGUUUGAAGAAGCAGGAAUGGAGGGUGGAGGAUAACCAUACUGAGGAAAGUAGGGGUCAAAGGCCAUCUUCCCAGGGCUCUCCUGUUUCAGGUCACUCCCUUUCUGAAAACUUUAAUGCAAUACACUCUUUCCCUGGCUCUUUACACUCUGACACUUAUCACACAAAUAGAGCAGAAUCUCCCCAAAAAACAUCAGCAGAGAGCUCGGCUACUAAAGUUGAAAAUUCUGACAAGAGGAAGCAGCUUCUCCGGGCGUGGGUUUCGCCCUCAGAGCCACAUCCAUUCCCAGCUCAUCCAACUGGUGGAACUACUGUGUCUGCCAAGCACAGAACUCAUCCUGUGAAACCAAUGAAUACAACAGCAACAAAGACCCCUCCCACCAGUCUGGGCACUGCUACCAUCAUCAGUGAGAACUUGCUUAAUGAGGCCACUGUAAAGAAAUACAAGCCAUCUGAUCCUGAAUUCGCUUAUACUCAGUUAACCCACGAUGAACUGAUCCAGCUGGUUCUGAAACAAAAGGAAACCAUAAACAAGAAGGAAUUUCAGGUUCGUGAGCUGGAGGACUACAUUGACAACUUGCUUGUCCGAGUCAUGGAAGAGACCCCCAAUAUCCUCCGCUGUCCAGCACAAUUAAAGAAUAAGGCAGGGAAGAUGUGAGUCAUGGCAAUAAAGGAAUGAAAUGAUUUUUUGUGAGUUUGUUUACACCUCCUUUUGAGGUCGUGGACUUUCUGUAUGACAACCAGCAAGUAGGAUCUGAAUCUGAAUCACCAACUAACUUCCUUACAAGUACUCUGGCAAGAGAGUCUAUUCCACUGACUGAAGGCAGGUUAAUUAUGACAGUGAAUCUCUUAAUGUACAUUCCCAGAAUUUUAUUCAAGACACUCUCCCUUUAAGUGCAUAAUAAAUAUUUUAUUUGUACUAGGGGCAUAGUUACAAGAUCUAAUUGAGGAGCCAGAGAUUCCGAAGGCACAGAAAUUUUCUCAUUGAUGCAUUUUGAGCUCUAGGGUUUUCUCACUUCGAUGUUUGGAUUUCUUUCCUUCCUUUCAUGGUGUCAAUCUGUGAGCCUUUAUGGCACAGAGUAGACUCAUUUUCUUGACUUUUAUUAGCCUAGGUGUAGCCUUAGAUGUUAAAUUUUGAUACUUUAACAUUUUUGAUACUGCUUCUUGGGUUUGACUCUGGUUGUUCAUUUAACCUUGGCCAGGAUCAUUUAGGGACUACUUUUUUAAAGUGCCUUGGGGAUAUGCUAAAUGAACACAAACUUCUGGACCCAUAUAUUGUGCUUUGACUAGACCCAUAUGAUCUUUUCGCUGCAGGCCAUGAAAUUAAGAGAUAAAAUAGGGGAAUCUGGUAACACAGCUGUCCUUUAUCCUCUUGCAUAUGGUCAGAGAGACUCAGUAAGAAUUACCGGUAUCUUGAUACCAGGUUCCCCUGGGCAGGAAGAUUAUAGAAUUAUAGAAGGGAAAUUGAGACAGGUUAGACUCUGAGGAGACACUGACAGGUUAAUCCUAGCUCUAAAGUCACAUAGCUGUUAAGAACCAGGAUUAAAGUCUAGGUCUUAACUCAAAAUCCAGCAUUCUUUCCAUAACACCACAUUGAGAGUAUAUUGAUGGUCUGGGUGGCCUGUGUAUCUUCUGUAAAGUUGUGCUUCUGUAGUUCCCACAGUGGCUGCACCCAAUUCUCCAAUUUCCUCAGUAGUCUUAUCUUAAGAAAACAGGGUUUAUGGUGGAGCAUGCCAUAUGGAUCCUAGAGGAUGAGCAAUAUAGAUCAGUCUGAGGGGCCCCAGAGUAAGAGUGCCUCUUGGCCCUGCUUGUAGUGAAAUCUGGCUUGUUUCUAAGUGGUUGAGGAAGUUAUAGCCUUAACGUAUUUAGUAAUAAUUUUAUAAAGCCAAGAGAAACCAGAAGUGACCCAGAUGGUUGAUGCAACAUAAUCUGCCCAUUUUCUUCAGUUCGCUGCUGCUCCUUUCUCUUGGUUCCAUACCAAGGGGGUGAAGAGAAGAAAAGUACAACAGGAAUUCCUGGUAGGAAUUGGAAAAAGCAAGACAAGCAUUCAUUUGUGCAUUCAUAGUUGUUUUGUUAUUUUAAAAACAGAAUAUUUUUUAUAACUCAAGCACAAAACUAGGUCAUUUGUGCUCUUGCGAAUAUUGAUGCCAUUAGGACAUUUCUGUAUUGCACAUCUCAGCUCUAAUGUCUUCCUAUGGCAAGUUUUUUUGUAAGCUUUUAGUAUGUCCAGGUAGAGAGCGAGAUAGUGUCUGACUGUAGUAAAGGUUAUUCAAUUAGAAAUAGAUUGAGUGUAAAGCUGCUCCUAUUUCAAAGUUCAGAGAGUCCAUAGUGCUUGGAUUGGUGAACAAGAAGGAAAUCUCUCCUUUUUUUAAGGAUUGCUUUUGCUGCAGUAUUUGUUAUAUCAGAGCACUUUAAUCUGAAGGGUGGUACUAUAAUUCCAUUUAUCUAAAUAGCUUUUUUUUUUAAAGUAUGAGUGGGUUUGCCUAAAACUGUUAUAUUUAAUCUUCUACAACGACACCAGAGACCACUGGAGGCUUCUCUUCAGAUAACUUGUAUUUUGUAGUGAUGCAGAAUAUAUUUAUAUACACAUACAUAAGAAUCUGUAUCUUCUCUUGAAUUAUGAAAAUGUAUAUGUAUAUGUUUGUUCCCUAUUUUGUUUCUUGCUUUAUGUAAAACUUACUUUUUACUGUGAUGACCCAAGUGUGCUGUAAAGCUUGGGAGGCAAGUUUGUUUCGAAGGGUUUCUCUCUCUCUCUCUCCCUUUUUUUUUUUUUAAGGAGAGGCUGGUAUGGAGACAGUCAGUACUUCUCAUGAUAAGAUGAUUGGUUUGAUAAUCUUUCUUGCUAGGACCUCAGGUAUGUAACAGCAAUUAGUAUUUGAGUAGGAAAACUUCAGAGGAGGGAAAUGGCCCACUGCUACUUGGGAAUUGAGAAGGAGAACGAAGGCAUGUUUGGUUCAAGUGCCUCCAAUUCCUCAACACCGCUGGGAAAAAACUCAUUCUGUAGCAAUACCUCACUAAGCAGUAGUUUGGAGAUCAUCCAAGUAGAUCUCCUGAGGAUCUCCUCUCAUUUAAUUUACGUGCUGGAAAAGCCUUAACUUUUUUUGAGCCGUUAGCAGAGUUUGGCAAGUGUAUAGAAACUGAUUGUAGCCACUUUUUGGGCAGCUCUCAGGGGCUUUUUAAGUAAACCAGUAGAAGAAUGGGGACUUGCCUCCAAGCUGUGUUUUAAAUGGCAGCCUAAUUGAUAUCUAGACAGAGAUGUGUUCUACAUGUCUCAGUGGCAGGAGCUGCUGUGUUUGACAGUGCCCUGAUUGCCUCCUGAAAGGAAUCGGUGCCUUCGUAAGCACCAAAUUCAUUUAGAGAGUCAGACUCCUACAGUGUCAAACCUUUACCCAGAGAAUUUCUUAUAUACCAGUAGUAUAUUCUUAUAUACUACCUUAUAUAUUUUAAACUAGGCUCUCCCCUUUUAUUUACUAUUUUAUUUUGUUGCCUUUUCGGGACACAAUAGAAAGGAGGAAAAGAAAACUUCUUCCCAGGCUGAUGGUGAGAGAGAGAAUGAUAGAAUAUGAAGAUAGAAAGGGAGGGAAGGAAGUAGGGAAGAGAGAGAGAGUGAAAGAAGAAAGUCCCAACAGUGGGGACUAUCCAAAAACUCCGAAACUGUGAAGGAAGGUCCUUGAUGCUUCACAGCCAACAGGAAGAUGCGUAUUAAAGUUAUGGAAGAUCUGACUCAUUUUCUCAGUCACUGAUAAAGUUGAUGCUGCCUCCAGGGCUGAAGGAUUCCUGGCACUAAGCUGAGAAGCUAAUCUAGCUCAUGGGGGACUUCUUACCAAAUCUCACUUCGGGUAUGGUUUCUCAUAGUCUGCUGUAGAGGUUGUUUGUGAAAUGAAAACAAAAUCCUGAAGGAUCGCCUGGUAUCUUUGGAUUAUAUAGUGUUUGUGCUUAAUGCUGCCUGCGUUGUUACUUUGGGACCUUUGGAUUUCUCUGAGAACACUAAAUAAAAUGAUCCUGUUCUAAGUAA
Molecule: messenger RNA, 9666 nt
Organism: Trichosurus vulpecula (common brushtail)
Lineage: Eukaryota; Metazoa; Chordata; Mammalia; Diprotodontia; Phalangeridae
Gene: RAB11FIP1
Product: RAB11 family interacting protein 1
Exons: 6
Coding region: 2365-6309 (1314 amino acids)
Biological process (GO): regulated exocytosis
Cellular component (GO): intracellular membrane-bounded organelle
Molecular function (GO): small GTPase binding
Source: RefSeq, a predicted model, not a curated record